ACAUUAAGGCUAAUCUAUACCACCACAGCAGUGCAGAGGAAAAAUGUAGGAGCCUCAGGACCUGAAAAGUACACGGAGGAAUUUAUUAAAAAACAAAUUGAAGAGUUCAACCUGGGAAAGAGACAUUUAGCCAACAUGAUGGGAGAAGAUCCAGAAACUUUUACCCAAGAUGAUAUUGAUAGAGCUAUUGCCUAUCUCUUUCCUUCUGGCUUAUUUGACAAACAUGCCAGGCCCAUAAUGAAGCAUCCUAGAGAAAUUUUUCCAGAGCAGAGGAAAAUCCAGUGGGGAGAAGAUGGCCGACCAUUUCACUUUCUCUUUUAUACUGGCAAGCAGUCAUAUUAUUCAUUAAUGCAUGAAACGUAUGAAAAAUUGCUGAAUGCUCAGAAAUAUCAAGACCAACUGGCUACUGAAGACCUCCCUUCUCCAAAGGAAAAAAAAAACCUGGCUGGCAGCAGAUGGCUGACUAAGAUUGAAUUGGAAGAAAUGUUGUUAGAAAAAGUGUCAGAUGAUGAUUAUUCCAGGUUUAUUCAGCUGUUACAGAAGCUGGCGGCGUUGCCGUGUGGGGACGCGGAGGAGCAGCACGUGCAGAGGUUUACCCGAGAAGUUCCUGCACAAUUACAGAAGGUGGUUAUCGAGCCCUUGAAGUAUGAUGAGCGAGGAGUGGCCUUCAGCACUGGUGAAGGCAAAAGAAAAACUGCAAGAGCUACUGCAGUGGUUUAUGACAAUGGGACUGGAAAAAUCACAGUGAAUGGAAUAGACAGUCUACAUUACUUCCCAGUGCUGCAGGACAGAGAACAGUUGUUGUUCCCUUUCCAGUUUCUUGACAGAAUUGGAAAACAUGAUAUGGUUUGCACAGUCUCUGGUGGAGGGAGAUCUGCACAGGCUGGAGCAAUACGUUUAGCCUCUGCAAGAGCCUUAAGGAGUUUUGUCACAGAAAAGGAAGUGGAAUCCAUGAGGCAAGCUGGGCUACUCACAUAUGACCCACGUGUGAGGGAACGAAAAAAGCCUGGUCAAGAGGGAGCCAGAAGGAAAUUCACCUGGAAAAAGCGCUAA
Molecule: messenger RNA, 1053 nt
Organism: Merops nubicus (carmine bee-eater)
Lineage: Eukaryota; Metazoa; Chordata; Aves; Coraciiformes; Meropidae
Gene: MRPS9
Product: mitochondrial ribosomal protein S9
Exons: 10
Biological process (GO): translation
Cellular component (GO): mitochondrial small ribosomal subunit; ribosome
Molecular function (GO): RNA binding; structural constituent of ribosome
Source: RefSeq, a predicted model, not a curated record